Messenger RNA from Fundulus heteroclitus (mummichog), 3544 nucleotides. It is a transcript of the gene prickle2b, whose product is annotated as prickle homolog 2b. The record is from RefSeq and is a predicted model, not a curated record. NCBI's taxonomy places the organism in Eukaryota, Metazoa, Chordata, Actinopteri, Cyprinodontiformes, Fundulidae. Gene Ontology annotation, molecular function: zinc ion binding.
AGCCAGGAUUUUGGCAGCGCUUUUUUUGUGCGUGUGUCUGUGGUAACAAUCUUUUGGAGGUUUUUUCGGGGAACAGGAGCCGCUCUUAAGCUUCGGCUUUUACGCGCUAAGGGGAGACAGGAGACCGGUCUUCACUGUCCUGGCAUCAGCGCGUCAUGCUGAGCCGCGGCUCCAAGAGGAGAGAAUCCAGCAGAUCGUUGAAGGUUGCACAGGAACAACAGAGAGGACAGCCUUGUAUCGCCUGUGGAGAUCAGUGUCCUGGCUUUCUUCUGCACAAAUGGAGGAAGAUCUGUGUGCACUGCAAGUGUCGGCGUGAAGAGCAUGCAGUGACAGCCAUGCCGGUGGAAAUGGAGAAGACGGUCACCAAGCUGAUGUACGACUUCCAGAGGAACUCGACCUCGGACGACGACUCGGGCUGUGCCCUGGAGGAGUACGCCUGGGUGCCGCUGGGACUCAAACCUGAACAGGUUCAUCACUACUACAGCUCCCUGCCGGAGGACAAGGUGCCCUACGUGAACAGCCCAGGAGAGAAAUACCGCAUCAAACAGCUACUCCAUCAGCUCCCGCCCCAUGACAAUGAGGUGCGCUACUGCAACAGCCUGGACGACGAGGAGAAGCGAGAACUCAAGCUCUUCAGUAGCCAAAGGAAACGGGAGAACCUGGGUCGCGGCAACGUGCGUCCGUUCCCCGUGACAAUGAUGGGGGCCAUCUGCGAGCAGUGCGGAGGCCAGAUAAACGGCGGCGACAUUGCUGUUUUCGCAUCGCGGGCCGGCCACGGCGUGUGUUGGCACCCCGCCUGCUUCGUGUGCAGCACCUGCAAAGAGCUCCUGGUGGACCUCAUCUACUUCUACCAGGACGGGAAGAUCUACUGCGGCCGGCACCACGCGGAGAGGCUGAAGCCGCGCUGCACCGCCUGCGACGAGGUAGGAGAUCUACUGCGGCCGGCACCACGCGGAGAGGCUGAAGCCGCGCUGCACCGCCUGCGACGAGAUCAUCUUUGCGGAUGAGUGCACCGAGGCGGAGGGCCGGCACUGGCACAUGAAGCACUUCUGCUGCUUCGAGUGCGAGACGGUGCUGGGGGGCCAGCGCUACAUCAUGAAGGAGGGACGGCCCUACUGCUGCUCCUGCUUCGAGUCUCUCUACGCCGAGUACUGCGACUCUUGUGGCGAGCACAUCGGAAUUGAUCAAGGCCAGAUGACGUAUGACGGGCAGCACUGGCACGCCACCGAGGGCUGCUUCUGCUGCGCCCGCUGUAAACGCUCGCUGCUCGGUCGGCCUUUCCUGCCCAAGCAGGGGCAAAUCUUCUGCUCGCGCUCCUGCAGUCUGGGGGAAGAACCCAACGGCUCUGAUUCCUCUGACUCGGCCUUCCAGAGCGCCCGAUCCACCAGGGAGUCCAGGCGCAGCACCAAAACGUCGAAGAGCGGCGGGGGCGUGCAGCCGGAGAGGUAUUCGGGCGAGGUGGACCCUCUGUCUUUACAAAUGGAUCUGCUGAGCCUCUCCAGCCAGACGGCCAGUUUGACUCGUGAGCCGCCUUCCUGGCAGAACCAGGAGCAGACGGGGGACGGUUACGGCUACGAGCCGCAACCCGAUCCAAGCGCCGAGCCCACUCCUCUCCAGCUUCUCAGCCAGUGCAACGUACGAAGUUCCUAUAACCCCACUUCCCCCGGACAGAGCAACCUACAACAUGAUCACAGGAUCAAUGAGAACGGUGCUUUAAAGCGGCCCCCCAUCUCAGCUAUGAAGGGCCAGUCUCCCAAUGAGAGUUGGAUCCAGCAGGCAGCUCCUGAGGAGUACUACCCGCCCAAACUGAGGACCCAAAAGAGCUUAACCGAGGUGCACCACAACGGCUUUUCCUCAGACAAGCGAUCGAUCAGUUUUCACGGGUUUCAGAGGGACAGAGACGGGGGGUCUCAGAUAACUGCUCAGGCGGCAAGAAGCAGGAACCCCAUUAAUGCACUUAACCUCUCAGAACAGCUGACCCCACUGGAGCAGACCCCAAGAGGUUCCAUGGAGUCCUUGGCUUUGUCCAACGCUACAGGCAAUUCGGCAGACGGUGGGGGAAAGCAUCAGGAACACCUGUCUCGUUUCUCUAUGCCCGACCUGAGCAAAGACUCUGGAAUGGCUGCGUCAGAGAAAAGCAACAUGGACACCCUGAACUCAUCCAUGCAGUUUCGUAGCUCCGAGUCUAUUCACAGCCUCAACGCCAGCCAGUCCUACCUGGAAACGAACCCCCCCAGGUCUUCCCAGUACCAGAUGCAGUAUUGCGACCCUCCAGGAAUGAGGGUUGCCGUUGGCGUGACUCAUUUACCUCCUGGCUUCACCUAUCAGGAGGAAGACAGGAUGGUCAGCAGCGCUAAUGCUGCACGCCUGCCACCCAUCAGCGAAUGCAGAGUGAGUGGCGUUGGUGGACGGGGGGCAGGUGUCCGGACAGGUGCUCCAGAGGACACCUCUCAAAAGCGUCGGCACCACCACCACCGCCAGCGGAGAUCCCGUCGCUCUCGGUCUGAAAACGCUCUAAACCUGGUGGCAGAUCGUAGAGUGAGACCUCAAGAUAGACCACAGCUCAGCGUCCGAGAAGAUUACGACCGCUUCCCGCCACCCAGGAAUGCCGGGGGCCACGCUGGAGGACAGGGAAGAUACCAGCCCCAACCCUUCAGGCAGUGCCCCAGGACCACUUCAGACCUUUGUCUGCAAAACCCAGCGGCCAACAGGCGCACUGGAUUGAGCCAGUACUCCUGGGAUGAGUAUUACGACGACGACUGGUGCUCCACCUGCUCUUCAUCCUCCGAAUCCGAGGAUGAGGGUUACUUCCUGGGUGAGCCCAUCCCCAGGCCCAUCCAGCUGCGCUACAUCAACAACCAAGAGAUGGUCCAUAAGUACUCCAACAGCGGGAUGGGAGGACCCAACCGCAGCGGGCAGCUGCACACCCGCAAACGCAGAAAAAGCAAGAACUGCAUUAUUUCUUAACAUCUGGACCUUUUCGACAGGACAUUUCUUUAUGUCUAUCUUGAGUACAAUAACAUUCUCCAUUAGAAACAAGUAAAUGUGGGUUUUUGAGUGCAAGUUAUCAAAUAGUCCAAAGUCAGUAAUGAAGUAAAUCUGGUAAACUACAAAAAGGCAAUAGUGUUUGCAUGGUCGUCCAUUUUAAUAUUUCAUAUUUUAUUGUGCGGUUUUAGCAUUUUUUUUUUUUAAAAGCUGAUGUGCAAUGUCUCUUGAACAUCCCUUUCUUUCUUUGCUACAAAGAAGUACAUAAAAAAGUCUUUUUGGUGCAGUUUUAUGUUUUCAGUCAGUGUGACCUAGAUACAGGAUCUUCUUUCCAUUAACACUCAUAACCUGUACAUAGCUAAAUGAAUGAUUAAUUUCACCUAAAUUAAAAAAUUGUAAAUAUGAGUGUAAAUGUGGGCCCAUAUUUUUAUAUUUUGUAAGGAUAGACUGAGGUAAAUAUCUAUAAUGUAGAGAUAGAACAUAACAAAAACAACUUAUGCAUGUGUUAUUUGGCUGACUUGGUGCUGCGUUUGAAAUAAAGGAGAGUUUUGGAUCAACA